Molecule: messenger RNA, 1342 nt
Organism: Eucalyptus grandis
Lineage: Eukaryota; Viridiplantae; Streptophyta; Magnoliopsida; Myrtales; Myrtaceae
Product: WD repeat domain-containing protein 83
Exons: 8
Coding region: 106-1005 (299 amino acids)
Biological process (GO): mRNA splicing, via spliceosome
Cellular component (GO): catalytic step 2 spliceosome
Molecular function (GO): protein binding
Source: RefSeq, a predicted model, not a curated record
GCCCGUUGGCCAGCGCCGGGCACCCGUUUUAAGAUUUCUCCCCCCCGCCGCCGGCGGCGGAGAACGGCGGCUGUUCUGAGCUUCGAGAGAGAGAGAGAGAGAGAGAUGGGCGAGGGCGAUCUCCCCCGGACGGAGGCGGGCGUGCUCCGGGGACACGAGGGCGCGGUGCUGGCCGCCCGGUUCAACGGCGACGGCAACUACUGCCUCAGCUGCGGCAAGGACCGCACCAUCCGCCUCUGGAACCCCCACCGCGGCAUCCACAUCAAGACCUACAAGUCCCACGGCCGCGAGGUCCGCGACGUCCACUGCACCUCGGACAAUUCAAAGUUGAUAUCUUGCGGUGGUGACCGGCAGAUAUUCUAUUGGGAUGUGUCGACUGGCCGAGUCAUUAGGAGAUUCCGUGGGCAUGAUAGCGAGGUGAAUGCAGUAAAGUUUAACGACUAUGCAUCUGUCGUAGUAUCAGCCGGCUAUGAUCGUUCAGUGCGUGCUUGGGAUUGCAGAUCUCAUAGCACUGAGCCGAUUCAGAUUAUCAACACGUUUCAAGACAGUGUGAUGUCUGUUUGCUUAACAAAAACUGAAAUUAUUGGUGGAAGCGUUGAUGGUACUGUUCGAACAUUUGAUAUUCGUAUUGGUAGAGAAAUAUCUGACGACUUGGGGCAACCUGUCAACUGUAUUUCAAUGUCAAAUGAUGGUAACUGCAUAUUGGCAAGUUGUUUAGAUUCAACUUUGCGUCUUGUAGAUAGGUCUGCCGGUGAGCUAUUGCAAGAAUAUAAGGGCCAUACUUGCAAGUCCUACAAAUUGGAUUGCUGUCUUACUAAUACUGAUGCACAUGUGGCUGGUGGAUCUGAGGACGGUUAUGUCUUCUUCUGGGAUUUGGUCGAUGCAUCAGUGAUAUCCAAAUUUCGAGCUCAUUCCUCUGUGGUAACAAGUGUAAGUUAUCAUCCAAAGGAAGACUGUAUGAUCACUGCCUCUGUGGAUGGCACAAUUAAGGUGUGGAAGACAUGAAACUGUUCAGCUGAGCCUGAGGGAUCAUUCCUUUGUCUGAGAUAUGAUAUAGGGAAUUCACCGAGUCAAUUCUUAGGAUAUCUUGAAUCAGACCAUUUGUACUUACUUUUGCCCCAGGCAAUGCAUCUUUUCAUGCUUCAUUAGGAGGUAAUAUCUUUGGGUAGCAAAACUUUUUGCAGAAUUUCGGAAGCUGAGGUUCAUGUAUAUUAUAGUCUAGCUCGGGAGUGUUCCAAUUGCACUUCCAGCAAAUUUCUUAGGGGUUGUGUACCAUUGAUGGGAUGGAUUGAUAAUCUAUGAGCUGAAUGUGCAUUUUGAUUUCUUGUCUGUGACAGAGAAA